AUGACUGAUUUACUUAGUGACAAAGGCACAUAUAAAAAAGUUAAGUACAACCCUACUGCAAGAGUGGCACGAAAAACGUGUGAACUGAUUAGAAAAUAUCAACAGUGUCUCCCAGAUAAUGUUGUGAAAUAUCUUCUAAGACCGAGAUCUCCGCAACCACCAAAAAUAUAUGGUCUACCUAAAAUCCACAAGGUGAGUAGUCCUCUACGCCCUAUCGUUAGUCAAAUUGACUCACCAACAUAUGAUCUAGCCAAACAUAUGGCACUAGUGUUGCAACCAUUAGUCGGAAAAACUUUUUCAUACGUCAAGGACUCCCGACAAUUUGUCCAAACCCUGGAGCACAUAAAAUUAAAUGAAAAGGAAAUUUUGGUGAGUUUCGACGUAGAAUCUCUAUUCACUAACGUGCCGAUAUCGGAAUGCGUCGAACUAGUAAAGUCAAAAUUACAGGAAAAUAACAUCCCGGAUGAAUAUGCAAUAUUGCUUGAGCAUUGUUUGACCUCUGGUUACUUGGUAUAUCGGAAUGAGUAUUAUCUCCAGGUCGAAGGAGUAGCCAUGGGUAGCCCCGUGGCUCCUGUUGUCGCUAACUUAUGGAUGGAGAAAAUUGAUAAUUUGGCAAUUUCAACAACUGCAUUUCCUGUAAAGUUGUGGAAGAGAUAUGUGGAUGACAUAUUUUGUAUUUUGGAGGGAACGGAAACCGAAGUUAUGCAAUAUCUAUCCUAUCUAAACAGCAUCCAUACAAAAUCAAAAUUUACAGUUGAAAUAGAGAAAGAGAGAUCCUUGGCUUUUCUUGACAUCAAAGUUACAGUUCAAAAAGAUGGGACAUUGGGACACACUGUUUAUAGAAAACCAACUCAUACGGACCGAUACCUGCACGCUACAUCACAUCAUCAUCCCAGGCACUUUGACUCCGUAGUAUCAUCACUGGUUAAUCGGGCUUAUGACCUGUGUGACAAGAUACAAAUUAAAGAAGAACUCUUACACGUAGAAGGUGUACUACGGAAUAACGGCUAUAAUAUAGACAUUUCUAGAUGGCGCCAUAAACACAACAAAAGCAGACGCCCCAAAUCAUGUAGUGUGAAACGUCAAAAAACUUUCUUGCCUUAUAUUAAAGGAGUGACUGAUAAGAUAAGCAGACUAUUGAGUAAAUACUCUGUAGAUACUGUUUUUACUCCGCACAGAAAAAUAAAGCAAAUGUUACGUUCACCUAAGGACAACUUUCCUCUACAACAUCCUGGAGUCUAUAAGGUGGACUGUAGUUGUGGGAGCUCAUACAUCGGACAGACAAAAAGAACAAUAGCCCGUCGCAUUGCUGAACAUAUAAAAGCUAUUAAAAACAACGAUCCACCAUUCUAA
Achroia grisella is the source of this 1353-nucleotide messenger RNA. RefSeq lists its product as uncharacterized. The transcript has 2 exons. The record is from RefSeq and is a predicted model, not a curated record. Bases 1 to 1353 code for a protein of 450 amino acids. NCBI's taxonomy places the organism in Eukaryota, Metazoa, Arthropoda, Insecta, Lepidoptera, Pyralidae.